GUGAUAUGACAUGUGAUUGUAUACAUAGGUGUGGGUCUAGUGGCCUACUGUGAAACCCAUUAGAUGCAGAUAGAUUUCAGCAAGUUGUAGUUGCCUUCUUGCUGAAGUGAAAACAUUUUUCACUAAAAUUCAAGAAGUUGCAACUUAAAAAGUUAAACAAUGUUAUCAACACAACAUGAUAGCAAGGAAGAAACAGGCUCCAUGACACAAUAAUGCCAAAAAGUCAGGUCUUUCCAGACAAUAAUCUUCUUCUCUUUUUCAUCGCUGCAAGCAUGUCUUUAACCUCGCCAUGCAGUGGCGGAAAUUAUGGGGGUUUGGGGGGGGCGCUUGGGCCCUCCAAUUUGGAAAGCUCGAGCUUUUGUCGGACAAUUGAGCAAUUGACAACUGUUUAACGUGUCGAAAUUACUCCAAGAAAUCGUUCUGAAAAGGUAUUCUAAGCUAAUCUAAGAGGGGUGUUAUUGCUAAAUUCUCUGCUCGCUUCGCUUGCAGGUGAUCUGCGUUUUCCCUUUUUACCCAAAGGGCCUCUAUAACCUUUCUGUUCCCAUUUUUGCAAAAUUUGAACAAAGCAUAGCUGAUAAAAUAUUGACUUGUCUUCAAAAAUCAAAAAUCAUAAAUGAAUUCUUCUUCUUGCUACUUAAUUAUGGCGUGGUCAGCAAAAUUUCUAAAAGGUCCCGUCAAAAAAUCAUCUAUUUUUAUCAAAAUGGACAGUUUCUUUAGAAUUAGACAUGAUCCAAGAUGUUAUCUUGUCGGAAAAUCGUAGGCCUGGGCCUCCCCCAAAUGAAAGCCUGAAUUACCGCCACUGUCGUCAUGAUCGAUUUCAGUGUUUCUGCUUGAUAAAGCAUAAAUGGUAAACCCUUUGGAAGAGGAACUUUAGCAGUUGUGAAAGCCAACAACGUGAAAAUCAACAAGUACAAGCAUGUCCGCGGAGAGGAUUUAUGGACCCCUGGUUAAAACGAAAGAAAUAUAGAAAGGCACUUCGAGGGUAGACUCAUCUAGGGGGUCUGGGGAAAAUUUUUGAGAGGAUGGUUGCUAAAAUUACUCUGGUAGCUUAUUUAGUUGCCGAAAUUUCUAUGGUGGCUAAAUUGUACUGGUAGCUGGUAUGUUUAUGCCAUAAUGCAUACACAUUUCUUGUCAACAAAAUGUGCGAUUCUUUAUACUUGGAAAAUCUUUAAAAGUGAAAUACGCUCGAUUUCUAGAUUCGAGCAAAACCUUCUUAUACUGUAAGUUUCUAAUUGAGUUAUUAUUCAAGAUUGCGUUGCGCUGUCUUUUCUCAACACUCCGCGGUGCCUGUAAUAGUCUUGGGCCCCCAGGCCAGUGACCCCCCUAACCCCCCUUUCCUCAGCACUGAGCACAAGAACCCAAUAAAGUUUAUCUAUUGCCAUGUCAUGUCUUUGAGGCCAAUGGAAACACUUUGCUAGAGGCCAAGGCUGGAAUUGCAAAGCCAAGUUGAAAGACUGAUCAAUGGAUUUUUAAACAAAUGAAAAUACUCUGCAUUGAACAGAACAAUAUAAAAUCCAAUAAGGUAAAAUUGGUUGGCUUGCUAUAGAAGUCUUGAGCAGAAAAUAACAGGAAGUCCGAGGUCAGCACAACAGCAACAACAAAUCAAAGUGACAUUUCUUCCUCGAAAAACACAAGAAGAUGGCGCUGUUACGAAAGAGAAACUCCCAAGGACUAGAUUCCAGUUCAGCAACACGCCUAGGUCUAGAAACUGUGCUCCGUCUUCCAUCUUUUAUUGAUUCAGCUGCCGAUGAUAAGUUCAUUAACGAUGAAGAACCCAAUAAAGAUGGACAGGGCAGGCCGUUUGUGAAAUUGAAGAGAGAUCACUGGGUUGAGCCUCGCCUUCGUAACACUUGCAAAAAAUGUCUCAAGAAUUUUGGUUUGACCUCCAGAAAGUUUAACUGCCGAAGGUGUGGAGAGAUAUUUUGUGAGAAGUGUUGCCAAUAUAGGCGAAGAUUGUCUCCAGAUGCCAAACCCUCAAUCAGUGGCCAUUAUUACAGAGUUUGCUUUAAUUGCUCAGAUCUGGGUAACCAGCAAUUUGGUGAGACACGGAGCCUUACAGACUUCUUUGUAAAAGCAAGAGAAAGUAGGCGCAUCAAUGCAAGGCAAGAACUUUGUCGUCUUGUUGAUGGCUUCAAAGCAAAUGUCAAGGCAUCAAGGCUUGAUUCAGUCAUGACUGAGACCUUUUCCAACAUAAAGGUGCCAAUGUGGCAGAAAUCAUACAAAUGGUUGGAGAGCAAAGAAGUUGACUGGUGCACAAAAUGUACUGCAAAGUUCACGAUAUUCAUGCAGAAACAUCACUGCCGGAUUUGUGGAUCCGUGUUUUGUUACAAAUGCUGCAGUCAAGAUCUGAUGUUAUACUACAGUAUAGAUUCUGCUGCAAAAUGGGCUUUAAUCCGAGUCGUUGGCUGUCCGGACUCGGAGCCAAACGUCUGCUUGUACCUGACAGUCUGUGCAUUAUGCCAUGAAGAUAUUGAAGCGAUCCAGGUCAGUGCCUUCUACAACGAGAAUCCGAAUAGCUACCCUGGCGAGGAAGGUUUUAGCAAGCUUCAACAAAUCACAGAUAAAUUGCGUUUUUAUCAAAGUAAAGUAAAAACUGAUCUUCUUACGUAUCAAGAAAUGGUAGAGGAUGUUGUUGCUGCUAGAGAGAAACUAAACGAAAGGUCUCAAACUGGUAAGACCAUUGUUAUGCUAUUUGCAAAGCUACAGACCGACUUGUCUGACCAUUUCUCGCAAUAUGCAUCGACGGUGUUUGAACUAGGAAAGCUAAAAUCCUUAAAGGAGAAAAAUUGCAAGCUCCUUAUGAAUAUUUCGUCGACCUUUACUAACUCAUACAACACGAAUAUGGCUAACUUUAAGGUUCUUAAAGAAGCUCUAGGUAAGACAAUCCCAGCAAGUGCAUUGACAAUGCUACAAGAUUACUGUAACAAGCAAGCGAUUAAUUGUCUUCGAAUAACAACAAGAAGGCUUGGCCUAGAAGUAUUUAGCCUAUCUUCAAAAUAUUCUCUUGAUUGGUCACUACCGCUGAAGAUCGGGGAACUUGAUGAAAUUUGCCUGAACGAGCUUCAAGCGUUUAUCGAAGCUGUUGGGGAGGACUGGGCCGAACAUCGUGGUGUUUUGGAUAAUCUCGUGAAGGAUAUGUUUAAAUCGAAUAAAAUGAUUGUACCUUCGCAGCGGUUGAUUACUGAAAAAGGAAUUUCCUAUCUGAAAUCUUUUUUAAGAGAUCGGAGUGUAGAGGUAUUGCAGCAGGCCGAAAGGCAACUUUUAUCAAAGUCGUCAGAAACGAAGUUCACAAAGUCAAAGGAAGGUCUUGCAAACCUUACUGCGUGGUUGCAAACACAAGUUAGCUUAUGAAAAUGCUGCUUCUGUAGAGAAUGUUAGGGAAGAAUGUUAAUUCCUUUCUUGUAAGUCAUGUAUCGACUAUUUUCAGUUGUUAUUUAAAGGUACUAAUUCCCAUCUAUCAACGGCUCAGAGUUAAUAACUGGCUUUGCAGCGCGUUUAUGAUCGAAAAAACAUCGAGAAUUUGCCUUCGUCGCUGUAGGGAUAUGUAACAAUAGAUCUAUCGCGUAGUCCAACCAAUGGGGAAUUUUAAUGGCCAGCGAAAUGCGUCAGGACAUAAUGCCUUUAAUCCUAUAGACAACUGAAUGACAACAAAUUCAUAUUCAGCAGUAACAGGCCAAUGGCACCAGCUCGUUGUUUCUAAUUUUAAGACAAUAAUUUAUAGUAUAAUAAACACAAAUUCAUUCCCUAGUGACCCUUUUUCCCAAAUAAAAUUAUUUUAGGAGUCAUUUGCUCUUAAUAAUUCCCAAAUUCAUCAUGUUUUGAUAUGCUCGGUGUAAGUAGAAGUCAUCUACGCUUUGAAGGACCAGCUGAGUAUAAUUAACUUCUGGUUGGUAGGCUCCAGUCCGUGUUUCCAUUCUGACCGGUAAGGGUGAACGCCAACUGAUGUAAACACGAGUUUAUUUAGUAUUAAUGCACUGGGCAAUUUAGUCAAUGUGGAUGACCCCGAAAAAAAAUUGAAUCGAAGUAAAAUACUAACAAUUCGGUCGCAUUUACAGCAUGGCCUUCUUGUUUUUUUUGUUAUUGUCAUACGUCACCAUAAAUCUUUAAAUUUAAAUCAUAAGGCUAGGUUUUGUAAUGUAAAGAUGACAAUAUUUGGCUUGUCGUCGAGGUUUCCUUGGCAUUAAAUAAGAAUAGGCCCGAGUAAAGAUGCUUUCAGGAUUUUCUCAUUGCUCGUUACGUAACGGCCGGGUGCCAGUGUUUUGGCAUUGUUUAUGACAUUUGAAUAGUACAAGAGUACUAUUGUCUCUCAGGGUGCAUUUUCUAUAGGACCCAUUUGGAUUCCACUUAUUAUUUCGAAAUCCCUGUUGGAAAAAAUUCAAAACAAAGGUGUGUUAACGUAACGACAGCAGCCUCUGCAUGGCUUAAGACCUGCCUCUUGAUUUUCUUAUUGUUUGAAAAGAAUACCUUGUUGGUUUAUGCCCGCCUCAAGACAAAAAUGUUGAAAAGCUUUUUUAAACUUUUGUCAUUGUGGCUUUGUGCCCAGUGGGCUUUCUCAGGCAUCUUGCGUAAAGGAGGCUGAGCCGAGCCGAGCCGAGCCGAAUCUUUCGAGGAUUGAACUUUGAAAGUUCUCAUGUCCAUCAAUGGAUCGGGAAAGCGAUAUAAGAAUAGUUAGAAUGCUCAUUAGUAUAUACACACUUUUCUCAUUUCAUGCCAGACCGUUUAUUCUAUUUAAUUAAAAUAAGAAGCAUGGAAACUUUGAUUCACUAUUAUCGCAAUGUGAAAUGAUUUCUAACGCCACAUAGAUAUAAUCUUUUAAAAAUUGUGGGUUCAUUUCGUUUAAGAGGUUGGUAGUUUUUGAUUCAAAAUUAUUUAACAGGACAAACUAUUGUACGCUACGUCACUGUCAGAGUACCCCUUGGGUUUAUAUGUACGUCUCUUGGUAAUGUUUUUUGUAUACUAAUGUUUUUUUCUACUAUUUUUUACGGUAGUGUUAAAUAAACAAAAGCCUAUUUUUUAUUUUCACUUGAUCUUUUUUAUAUUUUUUAUCUUUUAGUAUGUAGACACUGAUGAUGAUUAAGCAUGAGAUUUGCUUAAUUGAAAUUUUCCCACUUGUUUAAUUUAAUAAUCGAACAGUCAUAGUGUACUUGGUGGCUUUUCGCUCAAGAUUUAAACUAACGCAAUCAGUGACGUGAAUAGGGGAAAGCCUUCUUCGUUCAAAAAUGAAAUGAUAUAAAUCAGUGUGCUGGUUUUUCGAAUUCAUUUUCAAAUCUAGCAUCUUGUUAUAUACUAUCGAAAACAUUUAAACGCCGAUUGAUAGAGUCAUAUCCCUCCUAGUUCGAAACCUAGUGCUUUUUCAACUGAAAUAUAUAAACAAGACAUCGAAUUUCGUAAGCCGUUUAGCACGUCCAAUCUUCGAUACAGCUAUUGAGAAUCCAUAAAAUUGUAUAGCAUGAAUGUAUAGCUUAACAAUUCUCCCCCCCCCCCUCGCUAUUCAAAGAUGAUGCAUAUAUGCUUUAAGACAGACAUAUCAAAAUUGAACUGGUGGGGGGAGGGAGGGGGGAUGAAUUAUGUCAAGACCGUCUGUUUGGGAUUGUGGUUUAGAUUCUGUUUAAAUGUCAUUGGAUUUAAUUGUUAUAGUGUUUAUAUCGCUGAUAUUUUCAUUCAAUCAAAGAAUUUGUAACGCUUUCACAGCUUUAUAGUUUUUUUACUUAGUUUUUGUUGAAAAAUAUAUGACAUAUUGUUAAUAGUACCCUAUAGGUUGAUUCAAAUGCUUUUAAUUUGAAAGGAUUGAUGUCAAUUUGAUAUAUAAUAUAAGAAAGUGUCUUGAA
This is a messenger RNA of Rhopilema esculentum, 5828 nucleotides long. RefSeq lists its product as uncharacterized. The record is from RefSeq and is a predicted model, not a curated record. Lineage: Eukaryota; Metazoa; Cnidaria; Scyphozoa; Rhizostomeae; Rhizostomatidae. Gene Ontology annotation, molecular function: metal ion binding.